CGCCGUGGCCGCCGCUGGAGCUAGACCCCGUGGGAUGGGGCCGAAAACUGUACCCGUCGGGAGCGCCGAGGUCUUCAGGUGGGCUGAUGUUCGGCCUGCACCACCAGGAGGCGGCGGGAGGUCUCCACGCGCAGCCCCGAGGGCCCGUCACCUCCCUCAAGGAGGAACCGCUCACCCGCGCGUGGAUGACGCCAAGUUCCUUAGUUGACAAUACCAACACAGUGGGCGUCGGCCGAGCCCACUUCGAGAAGCAGCCGCCUAGCAACCUACGCAAGAGCAACUUCUUUCACUUCGUGGUCGCGCUGUAUGACCGCGCGGGACAACCUGUGGAGAUCGAGAGGACUGCCUUCAUCGGAUUCAUUGAGAAAGACCAGGAAGCCGAAGGCCAGAAAACGAAUAACGGUAUCCAGUACAGACUUCAGUUACUUUACGCUAACGGUAUUCGACAAGAACAAGAUAUUUUCGUCCGUCUCAUCGAUUCAGUCACAAAGCAGCCAAUUGUCUACGAAGGUCAAGACAAAAACCCCGAGAUGUGCCGAGUUUUGCUCACACACGAAGUCAUGUGCAGUCGGUGUUGUGAUAAGAAGAGUUGUGGCAAUAGAAACGAAACCCCAUCAGAUCCUGUCAUAAUUGAUCGAUUUUUCCUGAAAUUCUUCCUAAAAUGCAACCAGAACUGUUUGAAAAAUGCCGGCAAUCCACGAGACAUGAGAAGAUUUCAAGUAGUGAUAUCAACACAAGUGAUGGUCGACGGCCCCCUCCUAGCGAUAUCCGACAACAUGUUUGUGCACAACAACAGCAAGCACGGCCGAAGGGCCAAGCGGCUGGACCCGACUGAAGGUAUUGACGCCGCGCCAGAUAUGACUUCGGGUUUGUACCCACCCCUGCCCGUGGCGACUCCAUGCAUCAAGGCGAUAUCCCCCAGCGAGGGCUGGACCUCUGGCGGGUCCACCGUCAUCAUAGUCGGGGACAACUUCUUCGAUGGACUGCAAGUCGUCUUCGGGACGAUGCUGGUUUGGAGUGAGCUGAUAACAUCCCAUGCGAUAAGAGUACAGACCCCUCCGCGGCAUAUACCAGGGGUGGUAGAAGUGACGCUGUCCUACAAAAGCAAGCAGUUCUGCAAAGGAGCACCAGGGAGAUUUGUUUAUGUUUCAGCGCUCAACGAGCCCACGAUAGAUUACGGAUUCCAGAGGCUACAGAAGCUGAUACCGAGGCAUCCUGGGGACCCGGAGAAGUUACCAAAGGAAAUAAUCCUAAAGCGAGCAGCAGACCUAGCCGAAGCGUUAUACUCGAUGCCAAGGAACAAUCAGUUGGGACUCAGCGCGCCCAGGUCACCUCCCGCGAGUAUGCCCUUCAACUCCUACACUGGACAGCUGGCCGUCAGCGUCCAGGACACAGCUGGCUCGCAGUGGACUGAAGAGGAGUACGCGCGUAGCGGCGGCUCCGUCUCGCCUCGGUACUGCUCCGCCGCGUCCACGCCGCACGCUGCGCCUGCUUCCUACCCGCAUCCACAGCACUACCCCGCGCCGCCGACGUCGCUGUUCAAUACCAGCUCGCUGGUCAAAAGUGGCGGCUCCGUCUCGCCGCGGUACAGCUCCGCCGCGUCCUACCCGCACCCGCAACACUACCCCGCGCCGCCGACUCCGCUGUUCAAUACCAGCUCGCGUAAGUGA
Ostrinia nubilalis (European corn borer) is the source of this 1670-nucleotide messenger RNA. It is a transcript of the gene kn, whose product is annotated as transcription factor collier. Gene Ontology annotation, biological process: regulation of transcription by RNA polymerase II. The coding region runs from base 87 to 1670 and encodes 527 amino acids. The record is from RefSeq and is a predicted model, not a curated record. Lineage: Eukaryota; Metazoa; Arthropoda; Insecta; Lepidoptera; Crambidae. Gene Ontology annotation, molecular function: RNA polymerase II cis-regulatory region sequence-specific DNA binding; DNA-binding transcription factor activity, RNA polymerase II-specific. The transcript has 15 exons.